GCAGUGCAGGCGGGGUUUGCCAGCUGGAGGAAGAGUCAAUCAGUUGGCAUCACGGCUCGAAACCCUGCACACUGCAUCACGCCCUGAGUGGAAUGGAAGAAAAGGACAAGAAACAAAAUGGGGAGUACACCGGAGAGAUAAAGGGUGGGCUGCGGCCUUCAAUGAAACUCGUUGUUAUGGGAAUUAUUAACAAGAAACCCAAGAGCAUCGAGGUGAUUCUGUCCAGUGCGCCUCAGGAGGAGGAGACGGAGGGAGACGUGGGACUCCAGCUGAAGGUGAGCUUCAUGGAUAAAGCGGUCCAACGCAACGCCCGCCUGGCUGGAAAGUGGGGAAGACCUGAAACUACUCUCUCCUUCUUUCCUUUUGCACCUGGAGAAUCCUUCAAGAUGGAGAUCGUUUGUGAGCACCAGCAGUUUCGUAUCUUGGUGGACGGACAGCCUCUGUGUGGAUUCAGCCACCGGUUCACUCCGCUCGCCUCCCUCACUGCCUUACGAGUCUUCGGAGACGUCCACCUCACCAAGGUGGCCUAGCACCAGCGUUUGAGGAUGUUUUUGGGGACAGUAUACAAUACAUACAGUUAGAAUAGAGCUACUUUUUUGAAUGAAACGAUGAUGGGGAUGUGGGGAAACAAAGUUACACCUGCCUCGUAAUCACGUGUUAAGACAAAGUGCCUUCACUAGAUUACCUGUUUGGGGACUUGAAGAUAAUGUGACAGUCGUCAAUGUCUUGAAAUCAACCGAGGAAUGUGAUUUGAACUGAAACCAAUGUGGUCCAAGCUAUAAUAUUUUCCCUCCCGGAUGAACAUUUGCACAAACAUGAUGUGUCACUGCUAUAAAAAGGAGUGCUGCAUCCGUCUUUGUGCAUUCAAAAAAUCUCAGACGUUUGUCUUUGAUUUCUCUGGAGUUAACCUUUGAAAGCACUUACGUUUACGAGCGCCUGCAUGAAGAUGAAUGUUUCUGAAAUCAGCUGAUUGUAAUUCUGUGCCCGACUAAGUACUGUAACAGGUGUAAUAAUGUCAAAUACUUUAGCAUACAUUAGUGCAUGCCAGUAACACACACAGUUUGUUUCAUUCCUCUCAGUUUGUCUCCAGAUCAAACACACAUCUGGACGGAUUAGGUCACACACGUUUUGUAUCAUUAUCACCUUUGAAAAGCGAUUAACGCCCACUAGUUUGUGUACUUUUAUUUCACCCUGAGCACUUUUUUAUCAUGUUAAUGUUUCAUUAUGGCUUUACUCCACCGCAAUAAAUCACUUUUGUUGUUA
This is a messenger RNA of Centropristis striata (black sea bass), 1263 nucleotides long. Its product is annotated as Galectin-related protein A-like. The record is from RefSeq and is a predicted model, not a curated record. NCBI's taxonomy places the organism in Eukaryota, Metazoa, Chordata, Actinopteri, Perciformes, Serranidae. The transcript has 4 exons. Gene Ontology annotation, molecular function: carbohydrate binding. The coding region runs from base 93 to 530 and encodes 145 amino acids.